AGUAUUGCCCACACUUUUCGUCUGCCUUUAAAUAACGAGAAGCGAGUGAGUUUAUUUUUCUUACGUUGGGUCAGUCGUUCGGUCUUUUUGUUGUGCUGAAAUCGUAUAUGUGAACGUGUUGGAACGAAGAACGCGUAGAAACUUCAUGGCAUCAGUGACAGUUAAAUAAAACUAUCAAAAAUGUUACAGCGGAAACUAAUGGAACAUAAUUUAAUAAAAUUUAUUCUAAACUAGCUGUAGAAUAUGUAAAAAAGACUAAUGAAAAAAGGUGCCAAUAAAGUUUUUUUUUUGUUAAAAAAAGCAUAAGCACCCCAUAGUGCAAGAAAGUGUGCAAGAUAUAAAGGAAAGUAGACGGAGGAUGCCUUAGGGCUAGAGAGCAAAUAGGAGACUUAAAAAUCCUACUUUAGAUUUUUGCUGUAAAAGUUGGGAAGAAAAAUUUGCCGCUGUCUUCAGACUACAACAGCAGAAAAUCACUGUGAAUUCCUCAAUCCAAAAUAGCUGAGAGUUUUUAGUAUUUGGAGUGGCAGUCGCGAAUCUACGAACAAGCCACGCGUGAUCAUCAGCAUUUCUAAAUUGAGAAAAAAACUAUUUAGAAGCGGGAAAUUAAGUAUCGGACCUUUCACAAUCACAAGGGUCGCAUUUGUAUAAGAAGCUAAAGUAGCUGUGGUGUAGUGCGCAAAAUGUAUCCUGCUCCGGUGCGUCAUCCCUCAGCGGGUGGGCCACCACCUCAGGGACCAUUAAAAUUUACUAUCGUUGACACUCUGGAACGCAUUAAGGAAGAAUUUAACUUUUUGCAAGCACAAUAUCAUACACUUAAGCUGGAGUGCGAAAAGCUUGCCAAUGAAAAAACGGAAAUGCAACGGCACUAUGUUAUGUACUACGAGAUGUCGUAUGGACUCAACGUGGAAAUGCACAAACAGACGGAAAUCGCCAAGCGUUUGAAUACUUUAAUAAAUCAGCUGCUACCAUUUCUUCAAGCCGAUCACCAGCAGCAGGUCUUAAACGCUGUGGAGCGCGCGAAACAAGUUACAAUGCAAGAAUUAAAUCUGAUCAUCGGGCAUCAGCAUCAGGGAAUUCAACAGCUUCUACAAAUACACGCACAACAAGUACCCGGGGGACCACCACAACCGAUGGCUGGUUUAGCGCCACUUGCUGGCCCGUUCGGUGCUUUGGGCGCUUCAAUGGGCUUACCACAUGCGCCACAACUGCUAAAAGCGCCUACUGAUCAUCAUCGGCCCGAUAUAAAACCAACUGGACUAGACGGGCCAGCUGGCGCUGAAGAGCGUUUGCGCAACUCCGUUUCCCCAGCUGAUCGGGAAAAAUAUCGCACACGUUCACCAUUGGACAUCGAAAACGAUGUGAAGCGUCGAAAAGAUGAGAAACUAGACGAUGAAGGAGAUAAAAGCGAUCAAGAUUUAGUCGUAGAUGUUGCAAAUGAAAUGGAAUCACAUUCACCACGCCCGAAUGGUGAACACAUGUCGAUGGAAGGGCGUGAUCGUGAGAGUCUGAACGGUGAACGUCUCGAUAAACCUGGCAGCAGCGGUGUUAAACCACCAUCUGAACGACCACCAUCGCGUUCCGGGUCCAGUUCAUCGCGUUCAACUCCCAGCCUAAAAACUAAAGAUAUGGACAAGCCAGGCACACCGGGCGCCAAGGCACGCACUCCCACCCCAAAUGCUGCCGCACCAGCACCAGGUGUGAAUCCCAAACAACUGAUGCCACAAGGUGGCCCACCGCCAGCCGGUUACCCAGCCUCAGCGUAUCAACGACCGGCUGACCCCUAUCAGAGGCCACCAUCCGAUCCGGCAUAUGGUAGACCCCCACCACUACCCUACGAUCCGCACGCGCAUGUACGAACAAAUGGCAUUCCACAUCCCCAAGCGUUAACUGGUGGAAAGCCCGCUUAUUCGUUCCACAUGAACGGCGAAGGUAGCUUACAACCGGUGCCGUUCCCUGCAGAUGCACUCAUUGGCGUCGGUAUACCACGGCAUGCCCGACAAAUUAACACACUAUCACAUGGUGAAGUUGUUUGUGCUGUUACCAUUUCGAAUCCUACGAAAUAUGUCUAUACUGGCGGCAAGGGUUGUGUCAAAGUAUGGGAUAUCUCACAGCCGAACAAUAAAAAUCCAGUCAGUCAAUUGGACUGUCUGCAACGUGACAACUAUAUUCGCUCCGUAAAAUUACUGCCAGACGGUCGCACGUUAAUUGUUGGUGGCGAGGCGUCUAAUCUCUCCAUAUGGGAUUUAGCCAGUCCGACGCCACGGAUUAAAGCCGAACUGACAUCGGCAGCGCCGGCUUGCUAUGCGCUUGCUAUUAGUCCUGAUUCGAAAGUAUGCUUCUCCUGUUGUAGCGAUGGUAAUAUCGCUGUGUGGGAUCUGCAUAAUGAGAUAUUGGUGCGCCAAUUCCAAGGGCAUACUGACGGCGCCUCAUGCAUCGACAUCAGUCCGGAUGGCUCGCGACUUUGGACAGGCGGUUUGGAUAAUACAGUCCGUUCAUGGGAUUUACGUGAAGGCCGCCAAUUGCAGCAACAUGAUUUUAGUUCUCAAAUAUUCUCACUGGGCUAUUGUCCGACAGGUGAAUGGCUCGCUGUGGGCAUGGAGAACUCGCAUGUUGAAGUAUUGCACGCAUCCAAGCCAGAUAAAUAUCAACUCCAUCUACACGAAAGCUGCGUGCUCUCGUUACGUUUUGCCACCUGCGGCAAAUGGUUCGUUUCUACUGGCAAAGAUAAUCUAUUGAAUGCUUGGAGAACACCUUACGGUGCUAGCAUAUUCCAAUCGAAAGAAACUUCAUCUGUACUUAGUUGCGACAUAUCAACUGACGACAAAUACAUUGUUACGGGUUCCGGUGACAAAAAAGCAACGGUUUACGAAGUUAUUUACUAAAUAAAUUUACUUCUGUCUAAAUUUGCUAAAACCAGAGGAAGUAGAAAGAUAUAACCUUUUCUUAUGUGCAAAAAAUUUAUAUACCCAUAUAAAAGCUGCAAUCAUACACUCAUACAAACAUUUGCAAACAUAUAUAUUAAGCGAAAAUCAUAGUUGCAAAAAAUAUGUAAAAUGUGUGGGAAGUACACAAAUCCGAAUGUCUUGUUGAGGAGGCGAAGAAUAUAUACAUAUAUACAUAAUAUAUAUAUAUAUAUAGGAUGCUUUGUUUCUUGGCUUUAAUCACACCCAUGAAAAACCAGGAAAAAGUCAAAAGUAAAUUUAUGAAAAAAAACGAAGAUAAUAGAAACACAAAUAGGUUGAAAAUGAAUGUUAAUAGAUAUUCACGCAAGCAAACGGAGGGACAAACAUGAUAAAAUGAGUAAAGGAUAUAAAACAAACAACCUGUGGCAAAGUAAAAGGAGACGAAAUAAAAAUUAUAUUUGAAAAUAUAAUAUAAAUAUAAAUAAUAUAAACAAAUUGUAGCUUAUAAAGUAAUAUUAAGUAAAGUUAAAGAGACAAGAAACAAAAUAUAAAAAUAACGAAAAAGUAAGCAUAAUAAGUAAGCGCGCGCAACAGGAGCAAAAUAAAAAUUUAUUAAAAUAUAAUCAACGGAAAAUGUAUAAAAUAAAUGAGUGUCUGCAAAAUAUGUGCAACACAUAAAA
Messenger RNA from Ceratitis capitata (Mediterranean fruit fly), 3583 nucleotides. RefSeq names its product protein groucho (gene gro). NCBI's taxonomy places the organism in Eukaryota, Metazoa, Arthropoda, Insecta, Diptera, Tephritidae. Gene Ontology annotation, cellular component: transcription regulator complex; nucleus. The coding region runs from base 681 to 2882 and encodes 733 amino acids. The record is from RefSeq and is a predicted model, not a curated record. Gene Ontology annotation, biological process: regulation of DNA-templated transcription; negative regulation of canonical Wnt signaling pathway. Gene Ontology annotation, molecular function: protein binding; transcription corepressor activity. The transcript has 15 exons.